AUGCAUCAUUAGGGCAGACAAACCACUUUCCCACACAUUUGCAUGCACCAAACACAUGCAGAUACACAUACCUCAUCCUCUUCAAUCGGAGCCCCCACUGCCUAAUCACUGCUUAAUCGUCUCUCUUGUUCGAACCAUAAGCAGUUGCACUUUCAAGAACCUAUUUUUAAAUUCGUGGAGCUCUGAGGAUAUGGAUUGUUUGAAGAAUCUGACAGUAUUUACUUUCG
Molecule: messenger RNA, 227 nt
Organism: Striga hermonthica
Lineage: Eukaryota; Viridiplantae; Streptophyta; Magnoliopsida; Lamiales; Orobanchaceae
Source: the annotation of a GenBank genome assembly